AUGCUGGAGGUGAGAGCAGUAAGGAAUGUUAUUGCCUCCUACUCAAAGUAUCCAGUAACUAGGAAGUGCCUGAUAGGCAGUGUGCUGGGGCAUCCUCAAUGUCUGGACUAUGGGCCACCCUUCCAUCCCACUUUUCACUUGGGAUUCUUCUCUGCCUAUGAAAAUUUUGGCUGCUGUGACCAGGAAAGAGACAACAGCAUCACAGCAAAAUACUGGAACAUGAUGGAUUAUAUUGAUCCCCAGGGGCAUAAACUGUGUGGAAUGUAUAUCAAAGAUAUCCUGUGUCAGAAACUCCCAGGACUUUGUUUUGACUACUGCUCUGAGUCUCACUUCAGCUGCCACUCUGCCAUCAACCUCCUGAUGAGCAAUAAGCACAUCCAAGAACGCAAGACAAACAAGACGGUUUUUUGCAACCUCCUUCACCUACAUGAUGAGGACUACUGCUUCCCAAAUGUGCUGAAGAACACAGCCCUCAACUGCAGCCUGGGCUUGGUGCUUGAGGACCGUGCAGGCUGCCUCCAGCUGUGUCUGACAGAGGUUGCCAAUGGCUUGAGGAACCCAGCGGUCAUGGUGCUUGCAAAUGGUGACACUCACCGCAUAUUCAUAGCUGAGAAGGUGGGAGUAAUCUGGGUCUAGCUACCUGAUGGCAGAUGGCUGGAGGAGGCCUUUCUGGAUAUUAAAAUUAUAGUGCUGGCUAUGCCAUGGAGAGGGGAUGAGAGAGGCUUUCUGGGGAUGGCUUUCCACCCCAAGUACAAGUACAAUGGGAAGUUUUAUGUCUAUUACUCAUACAUGGAUAAGAAGCGAGUAGAAAAGAUAAGGAUAAGUGAAUUGAAGAUUUUGGCAUCUGAUGUCAGCAAAGCUAAUCCACGUUUGGAAAGAAUCUUCUCAUUCCCAGUCACCCUUGUUCAGGGACCUUAUGGGGUCAGGAAUACGUGGCGCUGUGCGGUUGACAGAGGGGACCCUGUCCCCAAAAAGGGAAGAGGGAAUUUCUGUGGGGAUGUUGGGCAGAACAGAUUUGAAGAAAUCAACAUCAUUGUUAAAGGAGUGAAACAUGGCUGGAGAGGGAAGGAGGGAUUUGAAUGUUAUGACACGGCUCUGCCACAAUUCCUCUUUGGGGAUGUUUUUGAUAUUGCUGAGCAGGUCUUACACGGAACCAAGAUCUCUUCUGCUCCUCACACCACCCUGCCAGUGUGGUACCAGGCUGGGGGUGCACAAGGAUUUAGGAGGAGACAAAGCCAUCAUUUCCAUUUAGGUGAGCUGUAUUUUAUGUCUACUUCUUAUCCCAGUGCCUACGCACCACAUGGAUCACUCUACAACUUUUUUGACCCUGUCAGGACAGUUCCACCAGGGAAGUGCAAAUACAAGCCUGUGUUGAAAGCAAAGAGUAAACAGAUACCAUUUGUUCCAUGUGCAAAUAAGUUGUUAAGAAAAUCAGCAGUAUCUCUAAUAAGGGUUUCUAUCAGUGAUAUCUCUGAAUUAAUCUUUUGCCUUAAAGUAGGUUUGCUGAACCAUAUUAAAUUACUUUUCACAGAGACUGUCCUUGAGCUGCUUAAUGCACCUUCAACAACCCAGCCUCCGAAAAAUUCUUCUACCCCCACUGCAGCCAUCCCAACAGUUUCUUCUGAGAAAGCAAAAAAGACCCUAUCCAUGAAAAUAAAAGCAUCAACAGUGAAAACAGCUCUGUCUGAUAAAAGAAGACAGAAGAACAAAGCUGAGGCAAAACCUCACAAGCCAAAGCAGGAAGAGAAGAUUGCACGUAUUUCCACAGCUACACCAAUACCACCUUUGCCAAAAACUAAAGAGCUCCCACCUAACCAGAAGCAAGAAACUUCUUCCAAAGAAAGCAGCACUAGGAAAAACUGGAGAAGAGGAAGAAGGAGAGUAGAUUAA
Molecule: messenger RNA, 1890 nt
Organism: Chaetura pelagica (chimney swift)
Lineage: Eukaryota; Metazoa; Chordata; Aves; Apodiformes; Apodidae
Gene: HHIPL2
Product: HHIP-like 2
Source: RefSeq, a predicted model, not a curated record